UCGAACUUCAUCUCCCAUGUGGCAUUGCGAGCGGUCUGUUUCUAGGUGUCUAGCAAGUAACAGCUAUCAGCCCAGACAGCCGGCGGCAACGGGAGCGGUAUUUCUUGGUGUGUCUUUCCACGAUUAUUUGCUGCGGGGUUUUCAUAAUUAAUAGUCGCUUGGCUGAAAAUAGUGAAAACACAACCCUGACCCCUGCACAGAGAUAUGAGCGGCAGCGGGCGGCCCAGGACCAGCUCGUUUGCUGAGCCGCCAGGUGUUCCAGGAACUGCCGCUGCGUCCACCGGAUCAGCCGCUGCCGUGGGGAGCAGCACAGGAAAGUCCGGGGUCCCGCAGGCCUCCGGCAGCAGCUCGUCGGGAUGCUCGAACCUUAAGCUGGCCAGAGACAACGGGAAGGUGACUACAGUCGUGGCCACACCAGGUCAGGGCCCGGACCGCCCACAGGAAGUCUCUUACACUGACAUCAAGGUGAUUGGCAAUGGGUCGUUUGGUGUUGUGUAUCAAGCUCGCCUCAUUGACAGCCAAGAGAUGGUGGCCAUUAAAAAGGUUCUGCAGGAUAAGAGGUUCAAGAAUCGGGAACUACAGAUCAUGAGGAAGCUGGACCACUGCAACAUUGUCAGACUACGUUACUUCUUCUACUCCAGUGGAGAGAAGAAAGAUGAAGUGUAUCUCAACCUGGUGCUGGACUUUGUCCCUGAGACGGUCUACAGGGUUGCCAGGCAUUUUAACAAGGCCAAGAGCAUCAUUCCUAUCAUAUAUGUGAAGGUGUACAUGUACCAGUUGUUUCGCAGUCUGGCUUAUAUCCAUUCCCAGGGUGUGUGUCACAGAGACAUCAAGCCCCAAAACCUGCUUGUCGACCCAGAAACUGCAAUCCUCAAGCUGUGUGACUUUGGCAGCGCCAAGCAGCUGGUCCGCGGUGAACCCAACGUGUCGUAUAUCUGCUCACGGUAUUAUCGCGCCCCUGAGCUCAUUUUUGGUGCCACAGACUACACGGCAAACAUUGACAUCUGGUCAGCAGGCUGCGUACUGGCUGAGCUGCUGCUCGGACAACCCAUAUUCCCCGGUGACAGUGGGGUGGACCAGCUCGUAGAGAUUAUCAAGGUCCUAGGAACCCCAACAAGGGAACAAAUCCGAGAGAUGAACCCAAACUACACAGAAUUCAAGUUUCCUCAGAUCAAAGCUCAUCCAUGGACCAAGGUGUUUAAACCUCGCACCCCUCCAGAGGCCAUCGCUCUUUGCUCCCGGCUGCUGGAGUACACGCCGGCCUCCCGGUUCUCCCCACUAGAGGCCUGUUCACACACCUUUUUUGACGAGUUGCGCCAGCCGAACACACGACUGCCGAGCGGCCGAGAACUGCCCAUGCUCUUCAACUUCAGCACCACAGAGCUGUCCAUCCAGCCCCAGCUGAACCCAACCCUCAUUCCUCCCCACGCUCGCGCUCAUACAGCUGCUUCCGCCCACGAUGGUACCGGUUCAGAUUCAUCUCAACACAGUUCAGUACCAGGAUCUCUUAACAGCAUCUGAAGCAGCUCCUCACCUGCCUGCCAGCCUGACCCUUAUCUCUCUCUCACUCUCACACACACACACACACACACACACUGCACACACUACUGCUUUCUUCCAUGCUGCUUGCUCUCCUCUUAGAUGAUCUGUUUUUGUACAGUAACUGCAUUGAACAAACAUUAGUUCUGUAGCUGCCAGGGGUGAAACUACGGCAGGUGAUUGUUAAACACACACACACGGAGUUGUCUCGCUGCUGCUUGGGUGGUCUGUAAAGGUUCAAUAGUCGGGGCUGGUCCUCUGUAAUAUAACCUUGUUUUUUUUUUAUCAACAUUUUUUUCUUCCUUCUUUGUUUAUUUAUUUGACUAAUUGAAAGCAAACAUUUUUGUCUCUGGAGUUUUCCUUUUUUCCACAUCAGAUUAUUUUUUUAUAUUCUUAAAUGUUUUUGCAUCUGAACUGUACACUGCCUAACCAAGAUCAGAACUGGCCCCAAGUAGGUCAUCAGGGUAAAGGAUGUUUUAUUCAACUCAGGGCGGGAGAGCGGAUGCAAGGAAUGAUACAUUUCUAAAUCCUCCAGCCACUUUAUAUUUACCAAUCCAGCCUGAUGUUUACAUUUAAAUUUAACCUCCACAUCUUGUUAAUUUAUCUGCUUAAAUGGCAGGUAGAGUAGAAAACCUCAUCAGUACCAGGGUAGCAAUUAUCAGUGUAUGGUUGGAGGUGUAUUGCCCCUUAUGUGAAUCAUGUUAAGUGGCUGCAUUACUUUAUGCAGACUGACUCCACCAGUCACCGCGUCUGGUGUCCAUGUGUUUGGUUCCUGUUCUAGAGCGUUUUGUCUGCUUAACGCGUGAAAUGUUCCUCUGAGAAACCAACAAAACUUUGUUGGAAAGUCGAUCAUCCGGAGGUAUAUUCAACUCCAUCUUCUGUUGUUCAUCACCUCAAAAAUUAGGCCAGACCUGUAAACGUCAGUUGUGGGGAAAAAAAGUGUGAAUGUGCUGCUCAGCGAAAAGCAGAUCUAGAAAAUGAGCAUUUUGAAAUUGAGCAAA
Molecule: messenger RNA, 2540 nt
Organism: Perca flavescens (yellow perch)
Lineage: Eukaryota; Metazoa; Chordata; Actinopteri; Perciformes; Percidae
Gene: gsk3aa
Product: glycogen synthase kinase 3 alpha a
Exons: 11
Coding region: 205-1521 (438 amino acids)
Biological process (GO): regulation of neuron projection development; regulation of microtubule cytoskeleton organization; negative regulation of TOR signaling
Cellular component (GO): cytoplasm; cytosol; nucleus
Molecular function (GO): protein serine/threonine kinase activity; ATP binding
Source: RefSeq, a predicted model, not a curated record